CUCCAUCCUUCAUCAACAAAUCUCCUUUCAUUUAAUCAAGUAAAAAAUGGUUUCAAAGAGAUUCCUUUUUAUUGUUGUUGCUUUUGCAAUUGUUCUCGUUACAUCUGAAGUUGCUGCUGCUAAGGAAUUGACUUCUAAACAUGAAAGUGAGGUAAAAGAUGCUAAGCAUGAUCAUGAUGACCAUGGGUAUGACAAUGAUUACGGACAUGGAGGGUAUGACAACGGAUAUGGAGGGCAUGACAAUGAUGGACAUGGAGGGUAUGAUUACGGACAUGGAGGGUAUUACAAUGGCGGUCGACAUGGAGGAUAUUGCAAGUAUGGUUGUUGUGGCAAUGGAGGUUACUACAGUGGAGGAUGCAGGUGUUGUGACACUCUUGCAGAGGCAACUGCAUACAAACAAGCUCAUCAGGCACAAACUCAUAACUGAUCUAAUCAUCUUGAUCGAGCCAUGCAUCAUAUUAGUUACAAACUUUUAAAACAUACAUAAUUAUAAAACAUUUGUGUUUGUAUGCUAUAUAUAAGUCUACUAGACUAUUACUAUGUCUCCACUCAAUAAAAGAAACUUUGCUUGUGUAUA
Molecule: messenger RNA, 577 nt
Organism: Helianthus annuus (common sunflower)
Lineage: Eukaryota; Viridiplantae; Streptophyta; Magnoliopsida; Asterales; Asteraceae
Product: cold and drought-regulated protein CORA
Exons: 2
Coding region: 47-427 (126 amino acids)
Source: RefSeq, a predicted model, not a curated record